Molecule: messenger RNA, 2376 nt
Organism: Aureobasidium melanogenum CBS 110374
Lineage: Eukaryota; Fungi; Ascomycota; Dothideomycetes; Dothideales; Saccotheciaceae
Exons: 2
Coding region: 1-2376 (791 amino acids)
Source: RefSeq, a predicted model, not a curated record
AUGGCUUAUGGUGGGCACGAUUACCUGGGCAAACGCGACGAUGACCUCGGUCGACGGCCAGGCUCGCAGCCAUGGUCUUGGUCUACUGCGCUGCGCAUGCGCCGCCGCCGACUGGCCAUGGGCCUGCUCGGUGCCUUCCUGAUAUGGCUCUUCGUACACAACAUUCCCACCGACCUAGGUAGCGUCGACCAGCGCAUGGGUCGUCCACUGCGUCCGGGACAUCAACCGACUGGCCCCCCUCCCAAGUCGCAGCCCAUUGGAACCCCAGAGAACCACUACUAUGCCGGCCCUGUCAAAUUCUACAGAUUGGCAAAGACUAUUCAGGCCAUCGCCCGCACUAUGGGUCAGAGAAAGCAGAAUAGGAAUGUCUUGUUUGCUGCUUCCAACCUCAGAAGCGCUGCAAAUCUAUUGCCCAUGGCCUGCGAGAUGGCCCGUGUAGACAAGAACUUUGUGCAUUUCUCCUUGUUGGGACGAGAUGCCAUGCCCCUGGAAGAGGUGCUCGAGAUAAAUGGUGUUGAUCGCGACUCUUGUGACAUAUUCUUUCACGAUGCCCGAUGCGAUUAUUCCGAGUACAGUACAGACGCUCGAGCAGAGGCUUCUGUAGUCGGCGCCCUUGGCCAUAUCCACAUGUACAUGCACCCACAAGCUGUCAUUAUCGAUGACUCCUCUGUUGAAGACGUUUUCUUUGUUAGAGGCCUGCGCUCCAAACUCAGCACUCUGGCCACCCCGCUCAUUGAAGUUCCAAAAGGAAAGUACGAGGAUUUCUUGUGGAUGACCCGUCUCGAUACCGGCGGCUUGACCUCGUGGCAUAAGCCCAGCGUGAACAUCCUCAUUCACGCCCAGCCUCAAUCCUCAGGCUCGCUCCUGCGUCUUUUGCAUUCCAUCAAGACCGCCGACUACAGUGGACUUUCUCAUCCUGACAUCACCAUAGACCUUCCUCCGGAUCUUGAGCCGUUCGCACGCGACUACCUACGAGAUUUUGAGUGGCCCCCUCAUCAAGACCCCACUGGUCCACGUCAACGCAGAGUCAAAGUCCAUCAUCGCAUCUCUACAGCAAAACAAACGACCGAGACCAACGCCCUCCGCUUCCUCGAAUCCUUCUAUCCAGUCGAUCCUGACCACUCUCAUGUCUUGUUGCUCUCUACACAAACAGAGCUGUCACCUUUAUACUACCAGUAUCUCAUGUACCACGUCUUGCAACAUCGAUACGCGGCAUAUGGAUCGGAUGAUGGUGAUAACCUUUUCGGAGUGGUGCUCGCGACUCCUGAUGCUUAUCUCAAUGGCACUGGUCCCUUCCAUACGCUGACAAUGUCUGAUACUGAGAAACAUGUCAAAAGCCUGGACGAUUUGUCCGUACCGUUCUUGUGGCAAGCUCCUAACGCUGAUGCCGCUCUCAUCUUUGGUGAUAUCUGGGCCGAAGUGCACGACUAUCUUAAAAAUCGUCUUCGUGCAGUCCACGAUACAUCUUCAGUGCAUCAGGCUCCUACAAAGCGUGCUAAACUAGUCUCAGACACCCAGCCCGGAUGGCUUGAGUACAUGCUAGAGUUGAUGAGGGCGAGGGGGUGGAGGAACCACUACCCGGCUCGACUUGGUGCAGGAGCCUGGGCGACUGUGCACCGGGAUCUCUUCCAGAAGCCGGAGGAGUAUAUGGACAAACCUGCCAAACGUGAAGACGAGUCGAAAGAGACAGAGCAGACUAACAAACCCGACGACGAAGAGCCUUUCCUCACCGCGGAACCAGCCGCAGAUCAGAUACGUCGGCAGGAGGCAUAUCUUGCGCAGAAAGAACACGACACGCUACAGCAUUCUCAACCUUUGCAUGCACUAUUGCCCUACGAGACGCAGCUCACAGAAAUCGGUCUCUUGCCGGCACUAGAAUUUACUGGACAAAAAGUAGAACGAGAUGAUUUUGGUCGUCUGGCAACAGAGUACCGACCACUGCUGAGGACGCAAGUUGGUGGUUGCAAUGCCGCAGAAGCUUCCAAAGAUCGCAAAUACGACCUAGGCAAGACAGGUGACUUGUUCUGCUUUAUCGGUCAGCCCGACCUAGAAGAAGAAGACACGGAUGAGAAGACUGCCAAGGCUAUACUGGGAGACGAGAUAUCUGAGCCGGCGCCAUACGUCGUAGCGGAAGCAAAAGAGCACGCAGCAUCCCCCGAAACUGCGGCUACAGCCAAAGAAGCCCCCCUUGACUCAGCAGCGAAACAGAAGUUGGCGCACAUGAAAGUUGAGCCACCUGUCAUCAACCAAGUCAACCAAGAAGAACCAGAAGAGAAGAAAGCGCCAGUGAAUGAGCUCUCUCCUAAGCAUGGAGCAGGUACAUUAAAGCCCGUCGUCGAGGACCUAGGGCCUCCAAAAGUGAAAGGUGGUCAAUGA